CUUUCUUACGCUAAUUUGGAUGCACAAAAUCUUUUAAUGUAAUCUAAAUCUAGAAAUUCACGUUUUUGAGACGCACCGGAAAUCAAAUUGUAAUGGCCGCCAUGCAAAAAAUUCCCGGGUUUCUGGUAGAAAGGAACUUAAUGUGACUGGCAUGGCUACAAGCCGCAAUAAUCAAAGAUGUGUGUCAGUGAGAAAUCAGAAUGGAAAGCAAGUUAAUCCCAUAACAGGACAAGAAAUGCAUCAAGGAACACCUCGCACCCAGGCCAUUGUAAAAGAAAAAUCAAGUGAAGAUUUGAAAACUGUGCCUUCACUUAACUUGAAGUACCUAAAAGAUGAUGAAAUAAAGACAGGUGCCAUUGAUAUUGAUUUAAGACUCAAUGAUUACUGCAUGGACUCCCCCAACUCAGCUAGCACAGUCAGUUGGGGAACUGGAAGAAGUACUGGAAGUUAUAGACCAGGAUCUAAAGUACAGAUAUCUAAAUCAGAAAGAAUUUCAGUGAGACCAGAAGGUGUUCCAAGCCUUAAUUUAGGAGUCAGGCCUUCCUCUGCUAGAAAACCUGCUGUUAAACAGCUUACAGCUUGGGACAAGGAGGCUGUUCCUUGUGAUGUUCCUCCCCCUUCAGCAAGACACAAAGAGCUGUAUCAGCAGUAUGCAGAGGAAAUGAAACUAUCUUACAGAGAACAUGUCAAUCCUCCUAUGAAAGAUGCCGUAAAUGGAGUGGAUAAAAUAAGCAGUGCAAGAGAAGAGAAGUCUAAAGUUGAUGGUGAGGAAUCUUUAAAUGAUGAGUUCCAUUUGAAUGAAAAUUGGCUUAAACAACGCUACACUGGAGUCCAGCUCAUGAAAAAGAAAGAUAUAGAAGAUUUGUUUGAACAGAAUAAAAAACAAAAGCUGAUUGAAACAGUCAUGAUUGACCAGUUGUCUAGAGCAGUUAUAAGUGAUCCUGAGCAGAAUGAACUCUACACCAUCAGACCAUCUUCUGCUCGAAGAGGAAGAGGAACUAACAGAUAUUUACAUGACACAAAAAUCAGUACAGCUUCCACAGCCACAGAAAAUCUUUUGUCCAAACGAGUGAGAUUUGGAGCAAGAAUUAUAACAAGAGAUGGGCAUGAUGCUAUGCGGGAACUAACUGGAUUCUAUUUUGCAUUUGACAAAACUUUGACUGUGUAUGAAUUUAGGCAAUUUGGGAAAAGUGCUAAAGCAAUGCCCUUCAUUUAUUGUGGUCAAUAUGUACAUAGCAGUGGUCCAAAAAGUGGUCUGCCUUACAGUAUCUCAGACAUUUAUAGUGGAGCAACUUUGAAAAUUCCAACUGAAGGACAGCUAGCACUGACAGAUUCAUUAUCAAAGAACAAAUACAUUGUGCUGCGUAUAACUGAUGUAGAUGAAGACGAAAGAGAUCAGCUGAUUGCUGAAAGAAAAAUGGAUGACCAGCGAUCCCAUGCUCCAAGUCAAAUAGAUAUAGAUCACAAAGAGUUUUUAAAAAGUGUUCAAGAUGAGAUUAAAACAAAAAUUUCUAAGAGAGGAAUCAGGACUUACACAGGACUUGGAAGAUUUUACAGAAAGCUGGAUCAUUAUAAAACUGGAAUCCUAGAUCAGUUUGAUCUUGAAAAAGGUCUAAAAGUGUAUCACAUAGAUUUGGAUCUUGAGAAACUAGAAGAGGUAUUUGAAAUAUUGGAUCCUGAAGGCAACAAACUGUUGGACUAUGGUGAAUACAUGCACAGCUUAUUAGGUGAAAUGAAUGAGUACAGGAAAGCUUUGGUCAGAAAGGCUUUUCGUAAAUUAGAUAAUGGCAAGAAAGGCACUAUCCAUAUUAGUGAUGUGAAUAAGUUCUUCAAUGUCAAUUCAAAGUACAAACCUAAAUCAGAUGGACACAUGAAUCAGAGUGCACUACAAGCUUUCAUUGAAGAUGUUCGUGAAAAUGAUAAAGAUGAAUUCAUUUCAUAUAUAGAGUUUGAAGAGUAUUAUGAAGGACUUAGUCUUGGAAUUAAAAGUGAUGAAGAAUUUGCUAAUAUUCUGAGAAAUACAUGGAACAUAUAAAAUAGUUAUAAAGUGAUAAGCACAAACAGUUCUUAGAGACGGCCCACUUGUGAUAUGUGAUGUUAUUGCAAUAUAUGCAUACUUUUAUUUGUAUGAAUGUACCAUUCCAAUAAAUUGUUUGUCUUAAUUUUUUAUGACAUAUCUUUUUUACUUUUAUUAAUUGGAUACAAGUGUUAUAAUUUUUUUAGUGUAUUUCAAAUAUGAACUUUCAGUUCUAGACACUGAGGUACCAGUACAAUAGUCUGUGUUGGACAAGUAUACUUAUAUUUUGUUCAAAUUUGAUUUUAGUUUUGUAAACAAAUAGUAAAAGUCAAUGUUUAGUCAACAUAUUUGUAGUGCAAUGAGUUUUGGCACCAUAGAAAUAAAAAAAAUUUCAAGAAUAAAUUUACUUGCUCAAAUUUUUUUUUCAGACUAUCCAUUAUAUAAAGUUGUAAUAUUAAUUGAAUUUCUUAACAAUACCAUUAUAAAUACUUAAAAUGUAUACACAAAAAGGAGGGGAAAAAAAGCUUUAUAUCAUUCUAUUGUCUUGUACCAAGGCAGUUUUUCUUGUAUUUGAAAUUAAUAGCGUAUGGAGAAAUACAUUAACAGAUCUACAAAUUAGGAGUAAGGGUAACUAGUUCUUUAGCACUUUUUACUUCUCUGGAGCCUUUCUUGGCAAUUUUUUUAUAUUAACCAUAAAUAUAAUUCACUUUCUUUUUACACACAAAGGUCAUUUUUUCUUCUUUUUGUACGAUGCCCUUCUAACAUUCUUAUUGGAUCAGUCCAUUGAGGAAUAUAACACUGGGUUUGAAAGCAGCACUCAACACCCAUAAGAAUUUCAGUACAAGAAGUUAUUCCAGUUUGUGCUGUGUCUGUGUAAUUUACUUCUUUAACUGGACAAUAGUGAAAUCAAAAUUGUAACAUUUCUUUUAUUGUACUAGUUAUUAGGCUUUUUAUUGUAAUGAGAGUUGACACUGUGUCAUACAUAAACCUUUACAUGGCAAUAAUCUACCUCUAUGCAAGAGUACUUUCAAGAAUCCAUAUUAUAGAACAUUUUGGUGAAAUUUAAAUCUUUGCAUGCUUGUACUCCUGUUAAUUGUUUAAAUUUACAAAUAUUAAACAUCAUUCCUUAGAGUUUAACUGAUUAUUUACGAUUCUUAUUCACCCCCAGAAUCACCUUUUUUCCCCAGAAAACACCUUAACUCAGGGAGAAAAAAAUAUUUUUUUUGCAGUAUCUUGAAACAAUAUUAUUGAAAUAAAGAACAAUAACUAAUAUAAGAUGUAAAAAUAAAAUAUUAUUCACUGUAUAUAAAAACUUACCAAAAAACUACAAGUUUUUACAAGAAAAAUUGUAAGAAAAAAAAAAACAUUUUGUAGAGUAACUUGAUAUAGUGUGACUUUAAAAAACUUGCAUAUAAAAUGUGAAAAAGGCACAAAGGAAUUUACAAGCUAGGAUAAAAGAUUAAAAGCAAGAAAAACAAAA
Molecule: messenger RNA, 3497 nt
Organism: Biomphalaria glabrata
Lineage: Eukaryota; Metazoa; Mollusca; Gastropoda; Planorbidae
Product: calcyphosin-2-like
Exons: 19
Coding region: 152-2035 (627 amino acids)
Molecular function (GO): calcium ion binding
Source: RefSeq, a predicted model, not a curated record